Molecule: messenger RNA, 321 nt
Organism: Aspergillus heteromorphus CBS 117.55
Lineage: Eukaryota; Fungi; Ascomycota; Eurotiomycetes; Eurotiales; Aspergillaceae
Exons: 7
Coding region: 1-321 (106 amino acids)
Source: RefSeq, a predicted model, not a curated record
AUGCAUGAUUGGCCCACAACCCACAGCCCACGCCUCGGAGUCGGCUUGCCCUGCCUGCCUGCCUGUCUGUCUGUCUGUCUGUGUCUGCUGGGCUGGGUUGCUAACUUGCUUUGGUGGCGCGGAUCGUCGCAUGGGUGUAAGUCAUACAGUAGGUUAGUAUAUACUACUCCCUACGCUGUACCACGCCAGAAGCUGGUUUCGUGCAGGAUGUACACAGUAGAGCUAUACUCUGUGCACUAUUAUCUUAAGCAGUAUCAUGUCAAUAACCAACUUUUUAACCGGUACAUGGAAUAUAGAAAGCCCGAUCUUCCCAAGAAGUAG